Messenger RNA from Vespula vulgaris, 1242 nucleotides. It is a transcript of the gene Tango14, whose product is annotated as dehydrodolichyl diphosphate synthase complex subunit NUS1. Gene Ontology annotation, molecular function: ditrans,polycis-polyprenyl diphosphate synthase [(2E,6E)-farnesyl diphosphate specific] activity. Bases 406 to 1185 code for a protein of 259 amino acids. Gene Ontology annotation, cellular component: dehydrodolichyl diphosphate synthase complex; endoplasmic reticulum membrane. The record is from RefSeq and is a predicted model, not a curated record. Lineage: Eukaryota; Metazoa; Arthropoda; Insecta; Hymenoptera; Vespidae. The transcript has 4 exons.
UUAUUAUUUUUCACGUUGGUAUUUCUUUUUCCCUUAUUAGUUGUAUAUAAACCAAUACACUUGUUACAAAUAAUGUAUCAUGUAACUUUUAGCAUUGAGCACUGAGAUAAGAAAGGAAAAUAUGAAUAUAUAAAAUUGUUUCUUUUUUAUGAUUUUUGUCUAUUAACAACACGUAUUAACACGAAAGUAUCUAGUCGCAUUGCAUUUUCCUUAUAAAAUAGUACAAUUUCGAAAGUAAACAUUGUAAUAAGACGACGUAUUUUUUAUUCGUAUUUUUUAUUAUAAUAUUGGCAGCAUUGUUACAUGUUAAUAAAUCGGCAAGUAUUGUGACGGGGAUCAGUCUCGUGGUGUCCACCGGUGAUUUUGAGUGGAUGUAUUGUAUAAAAAUAUUUAUGAUUUUGUUGUAUGACCGUGCAAUUAGAAAAACAUAAAAUGUUUAUAAUAUUUCGUACGCUUCUCAUACUCAUUCAUCUUUUAUACAGCUUACGGUUAAUCAUUUAUAAUAGCUGUUUAAUCGUUCAUCGAAAGUGUAUAGGAUAUUGGUAUAAGAAAAAUCCAAAGAUAGAGAUAGAAAUGCUUGUGCAUAGUAUGAAUAAAUUAAGAAAACUGCCAGAACAUGUGGUUAUUUUGGGAGAAAAGAAAGAUUGUAUCAAAGAUUCCAUACGAAUAAUUUCUUGGUGUAUUACAUUGGGUAUACCUUUUAUUAGCUUUUACGGUCGAAAAGACUUUUUAUCGCAACAUGAAAAUGCUCUUAAACAAGAGUUUGCUGUUAGAAGACCAGAAUUAAUGGAGUAUAUUAAUUGGAGUCAGUUGCACAUUCCACGCAAAGAGAAUGGAAUUACAGGUUCUAACACUGUGAUUCGAAUAUUAUUACCAUGUAAGAAUAGCGGAAAGGGCGGAGUAGUAUUAUUAACGCAGCAUUUAGCAGAAGCUGUAACAACAAAAAAUUUAAAAAUAGAAGAAAUCAAUGAAAAUUUUAUUUGUGAGAAAAUGACAUUGAAAGGAAUUCCUGAUCCUGAUCUAGCUUUAAUACAUGGACAUAUUUGCUCUACAUAUGGUUUUCUUCCAUGGCAUAUUAGGACAACAGGAUUUGUCACAUUACCUGAAUGCCACAAUGUGUCAGUAAAGGACUUCAUUUGGAUACUAAAAAAAUAUAGUAAGCGAGAACAAAGAUAUGGCGAAUAAUAUUAUUAUUUAUAAAUAAUUUCUCUAUAAUAUUUGUGUGAAAAAAGACAAUUGAAU